Molecule: messenger RNA, 2417 nt
Organism: Owenia fusiformis
Lineage: Eukaryota; Metazoa; Annelida; Polychaeta; Sabellida; Oweniidae
Source: the annotation of a GenBank genome assembly
GGCUUAAAUUUUACUUCCGCCAUUACAGAUCAAAACAAGGAAGAGAAUAUUUUCAACGAUUAUGACCUCAAGAAGUUCCAGUUUUCACUCACUUAGACUAGUCUACCAAGAGUCUUACUGUUAGGUUUAUGCUCAUCUUGGAUGAAAAAAGUACAGUUUCUCAAAUUCAGUGAUGGCGCUAGCUACACUUGAAGGAAGUAUGGUUCCAUCCUAACAUUACUGGCUUAGAGGCAGAGAAACUUCUGUUGGAGAAGGGAUUUGAUGGCAGCUUCCUGGCAAGACCUAGCAAAAGUAAUCCUGGAGAUUUUACUUUGUCCGUCAGGCGUAAGGUUGAAGUAACUCACAUAAAGAUCCAGAACACUGGUGACUUCUAUGACCUGUAUGGAGGAGAGAAGUUUGCUACUCUAGCUGAGUUGGUGCAGCAUUACACUGAAAACCAGGGCCAGUUAAAGGAGAAGAGAGGGGAGAUUAUAGAACUUAAAUACCCACUUAACUCAGCGGAUCCUACCACUGAAAGGUGGUUCCAUGGACAUAUAUCUGGAAAAGAGGCGGAAAAGUCGCUUCAGGAACGAGGCAAAAAUGGCAGCUAUCUUGUACGUGAGAGCCAAAGUCAGCCUGGAGGUUUUGUUCUUUCUGUAAGAACUGAGGAUAAGGUUACACAUGUAAUGAUACGAUGCCAGCAGGAUGGGAGAUUUGAUUUAACUGGAGGAGAACAAUUUGACAGUUUAUCAGACCUGGUUGAACAUUAUAAGAAGAACCCCAUGGUGGAGACAUCUGGUACUGUGGUACAUUUAAAACAGCCUUUCAAUGCAACACGUAUCAAUGCAUCUGGUAUAGAGAACAGAGUAAAAGAACUACAGAAAGAACACAAGGCAGGCACAACCACCAGUGGAAAGGCUGGCUUCUGGGAAGAAUUUGAGCAACUGCAACAACAAGAGUGUAAACAUCUCUAUAGCAGAAAAGAGGGCAAUAGACCAGAAAAUAAAGCCAAAAAUAGAUAUAAAAUAUAUUACCUUUUGACCAUACCAGGGUUAUGCUAAAAGAUGGAGAUCCAGAUGUCGUUGGAUCAGACUACAUAAAUGCCAAUCAUAUUGAUGGGGAAGAUGAGCCUGGUGCAAUUUUUCCUGAGGCAGAUCAUAAAAAAUACCUGGCCACCCAGGGUUGUAUGCCAAACACUAUAAGUGACUUUUGGAGAAUGGUCUGGCAAGAAAACGUUGGAGUUAUCGUCAUGACAACCAAAGAAGUGGAACGUGGAAAGAAUAAAUGUGCAAGGUAUUGGCCAGAAUGUGAAGCAACCAAAGAAAUCAAAUCCCACACAUUGAAUAUUGUGGUGAAAAAUAUUCAAGAGACGACAACAUCAGAUUACACAUUACGAGAGUUUAUCGUUUCAGCUAAGCGGAAUGAUGACUCGGACUCAAAAGAGGAAUACCAUAAAGUCUUUCAGUACCACUUUAAAGUCUGGCCUGACCAUGGUGUACCAAAUGACCCUGGGUGUGUGCUCAAUUUCCUUCAUGAUGUCAACAAAAGACAGGAAUCGCUUAUACAGGAGGCUCCAUCUCCUUCUACCUUAUAUAGAACUACCCUAGUACAUUGCAGUGCUGGCAUUGGUCGUACAGGAACAUUUAUAGUCAUAGACAUUAUACUUAAUCAAAUAACCAGGCAAGGCUUAGAUUGUGAGAUAGAUAUCCAAAAAACAAUUCAGUUGGUGAGGUCUCAGAGAUCUGGUAUGGUACAGACAGAGGCACAGUACAAGUUUGUUUACAUGGCAGUUCAGCAUUACAUAGACACAGUAUCUCAACGGCUACAGGCUAAACAGAAUAGUCAGAAAACUGGACGUGAUUAUACCAAUAUAAAAUGUGCAGCAGAAGCCUUAGGGUGUGGAGACCCCCCUAACUCCCUACCAGCUCUCUCAUCUCCUAUCCCACUGGCCCCACCCAGGCAUAAACACAAAGAGUUACCAAAGAUUCCCCCUGAACUGUAUCAGAACUUAGGACCAUUUAGCAAAGACAAGCACCAUGGGAAGAAAUGACCCACCCAUUUAUAGAGACAUUCAACAUUUAGCCGAUACCUUAGCAGAGAUCCCCAUAAUCUCAUCAAAGUUACUGUACGAUGAAAUGUGAUUUCUCAAGUAUUGGUACAUAAAACAUCAAAAUUGGAGGAUUUGGGGACCAUGCCAUCGUCAUACAGAUUUUUAAAAAUAUGAAAAUUAUUUAAUAACAAUGGGUACAUUCACAAAGAUAGAGAUUAUGUCAAAAUAUUUGAAAUAGUUGAAUCUUUGUGUUAUACAUUGGAUUAAUUUAACUUAUUUGUGCAAUUUGAGAUGUUACAUUGCAUGAACAUUAAAAGUGUCAUACAACAGCAACAUGUGUGUUUAUAUUAUGGGAAACAUGGUAGCUUCAGUUUCAGCUUCAUGCUAA